ACUUUUAUUUUUUCCAGAUUUGAGAGAGGACUAGAACCAGCAAGCAACAUAUCAAGACACACCAACCAUUGACCUUUGAACUUCUAUGUUUUAAUUAAAAUUUCUGUUGUUUCUGUAACUUAUUCACCCUUUCUUAUUUGGAUGUUUUUUUACCACCCGACUGCUUCAUUGCUGUGAAGUACAAUGGCUCUUGGAGUGCUUAAUUCGCAAGUGAAAAGUUCCCUGAGUGGGAGCGCAUUUUUGGACCGCAGUUCUAUAGAGGAGCAAGAACCUCCACCUCCGCUCCGUAGCUACCUUUGUUUGACUAUUUUCACCUGCUUUUGUCCUGCAUACCCCGUCAACAUUGUGGCCCUGGUCUUCUCUAUCAUGUCUAGAAACAGCUAUUAUCGCGGCGACUAUGACGGGUCGAGACGGCUUGGAAGGAACGCUCUCUACGUUGCUGUUGCCUCCAUCGUCAUCGGCCUUCUCAUCAUCGCCAUCACCUGCAUUGUUCAUCUCACCACUAUGGAUUUUUAGUGCGACAGACGUGGAGAGAGAGGGAGACAAGAAAAUAAGAGACUUAAACAGAAAACUGGACAAUGGUGAGGAUGAUGAUGAUGUCUGAAUAGCCUCGGGACAGUUUGUUCAGACCAUCUGCCAACGAAAGGACUCUGACUUGACUUGUGUUUACUUCCUCUCAGGUUUGCUGUUCUUCAUAUGGACAAUCUGUUAAAUCUGCUGAAUGUAUUUGGUGAUUAAUGUUAACAAUCCUAAAA
This is a messenger RNA of Scatophagus argus, 755 nucleotides long. RefSeq names its product transmembrane protein 233. Bases 184 to 516 code for a protein of 110 amino acids. NCBI's taxonomy places the organism in Eukaryota, Metazoa, Chordata, Actinopteri, Scatophagidae. Gene Ontology annotation, cellular component: membrane. The transcript is spliced from 3 exons. The record is from RefSeq and is a predicted model, not a curated record.